AUGCUCGGCGCGGGCUUCGUGACUAAGCCCACGCUCGAUGUUCUGACCAAGGCCGGCAUCCCAGUCACCGUCGCUUGCCGAACUUUGAAGACUGCUCAAGAGCUUGCCGGCAACAAUAAACUUGCCACACCAACGACGGUCGACGUCUUGAACGACGACGCCCUGGACGCUGAAGUUGCCAAGCAUGACUUGGUUAUCAGCUUGAUUCCAUACAUCUACCAUGUCAAUGUCAUCAAGUCCGCUAUCCGCAACAAGAAGAACGUUGUCACCACCAGCUACGUUUCCCCCGCCAUGAUGGAGCUGGACCAGCAGUGCAAGGAUGCCGGAAUCACUGUCAUGAACGAGAUUGGCCUUGAUGCUGUCAAGACAAUCGACGAAGUCCACGCGGCCGGCGGCAAAAUCAUCAAGUUUCUCUCUUACUGUGGAGCACCCGAAUCGUCCGACAACGCCCUCGGUUAUAAGUUCUCUUGGUCUUCAAGAGGCGUAUUGCUUGCCCUGAGGAAUGCUGCGUCCAUCAUACAAGACGGCAAGGUUUUCAACAUUGCAAGCAAGGAUCUAAUGGGCACGGCCAAGCCAUACUUCAUCAUGCCUGGUUUUGCAUUUGUUGCCUACCCCAACCGUGACUCGACUCCUUAUGCCCAACGAUACAACAUUCCUGAAGCUCAGACAAUCAUCCGUGGAACUCUUCGAUACGCGGGAUUUCCACAAUUCAUCCGCUGUCUAGUGCAGGUCGGCUUCUUGGAGGAGACGCCCAUUAAGGCUCUCGAGUCUCCCAUCACUUGGAAGGAGGCCACUCAGGCUGUCCUCGGAACCGCCUCAUCCGACCCCAAGGAGCUCGAGGCUGCCAUCAUUGCCAAGGCCGAAUUCGACUCACCCGAGGACCGUGACCGAAUUCUUUCAGGUCUUCGAUGGAUCGGUAUCUUCUCUGACGAGAAAAUCACACCCAGGGGCAACCCGCUCGAUACCCUCUGCGCCGUUCUCGAGAAGAAGAUGCAAUUUGAGGAAGGCGAGCGAGACAUGGUCAUGCUUCAGCACAAGUUCGAGAUCGAGCACAAGGACGGAUCCAAGGAAACCCGCACGUCUACUCUCGUACAAUACGGAGACUCUACUUAUUCUGCCAUGGCGCGUCUGGUCGGAAUUCCAUGCGCUGUGGCCGUCCAGCAGGUUUUGAACGGUACUCUGUCUGAGAAGGGUAUUCUGGCUCCCAUGACUGCCAAGAUCAACAACCCCAUCAUGAAGGAACUGAAGGAAAAGUACGGCAUUGAGAUGAAGGAGAAGACUGUCUUGUAA
Molecule: messenger RNA, 1290 nt
Organism: Metarhizium acridum CQMa 102
Lineage: Eukaryota; Fungi; Ascomycota; Sordariomycetes; Hypocreales; Clavicipitaceae
Source: RefSeq, a predicted model, not a curated record